This is a messenger RNA of Phycomyces blakesleeanus NRRL 1555(-), 986 nucleotides long. RefSeq lists its product as hypothetical. NCBI's taxonomy places the organism in Eukaryota, Fungi, Mucoromycota, Mucoromycetes, Mucorales, Phycomycetaceae. Bases 1 to 768 code for a protein of 255 amino acids. The record is from RefSeq and is a predicted model, not a curated record. The transcript is spliced from 2 exons. Gene Ontology annotation, biological process: negative regulation of transcription by RNA polymerase II; mitochondria-nucleus signaling pathway; regulation of nitrogen utilization. Gene Ontology annotation, cellular component: cytoplasm.
AUGCUCGAUUUACUCCCACCUUUACUGGCCCUCUCUGUACAAACCCUCAACACAAUGCGCGAGGUCGAAGCCGACGAUCUGCGUACGAUGUGGACCUUGUUUACAAAGUGUAAAGGACAACUAGAGCAUGGCCAACGUCUAGAAAACAUGGCCUGGCGACUAUGGCACCAUGAGAGCACAUUAACAAAACGUACAGAUAUUGCAUGUAUCGAACGGCCAACAGAUCCCAUCCAGCGACAAUCUCCCAUAGACCAUUUUCUGUCUUGUCUUGCCACCCCCUCCAUGACAACUACAGAACCAAAUGCAGUGCAAUUUCAAAAAUGUCGCUCUUCUCCUCCUAUCCCUACUCCAGCAAUAUCACCAAAUGCCACACCCUGGUCUGACUCAGAUCCUGUCAAUGUAGUUCCUAUUGAAGUCCUCUCUGUACCAGAUUCUUAUGAUUCACCUAUACUCAAUAGCCAAACCAAGGAUAAACACACAGAAGACACCCCGGAAAACGAUACAACAUUUGCAAAAACCCAGCCAACUUUGGCGCCUCGUCAAUCGCUCCUUUCUAUUCUCUUUCACAAACCUCCUUCUGAUUCAGCCAAUACUGAUAUCACCAAUCAACAACCAGCUCAACUUUUUAUGUAUAUGCCUAGAAAUAUUUCUGAAAGUGUGCAACAAGACCCAGCUUUGGAAGACAUCCAAAACAGCCCGAAUAUUAAACGAUCCUCCUCUAAUCGGCAUCAAGAUUCGGAGUGGAGGGAAAGUUUUCAUGGGUGGUGAAAAGACUUUAUUUUUAUUUUUAUUUUUGCGCAAUAGAUAAGCAAUUUAUUCUUCUUUUAAAUUCUUGUUUUCAUCCUCACUGAUCAUAGGAUCUGAAAGCACAAACAUCUUUUAGAUAGAUAGUAUCUCACCUAAUGGUAUUAUUCUAUAUAUAAAGUUAAUUACCUUCUCAGUAUAUAUAAACAUAAUCAAAUUAAUAUAUUUUGCUACGCUGAUAU